CCAAUUCCAUGCGGCUAGACACAAAUAAGUUCCAAAAAUACAUACUACUACGUAUAUACCAAUUGGGAAAGAUUUGAGCAAGUAGAAGAGGUGGAAACGAACUGCAGAAAAUAGCUUCGGGUCCAAUAUCAUUAACAUUUCUUAUAUAAGGUUGAAGUACAUUCAGCUAAGAUAAGGAUGCUGGGAUGGAAGGAGGCAUAGGAUUCAUGUGCAUAUCAUGCGCCUAAAAUGUCAUCUGAAGAUCCAAGUGAGCAUUCUGUGCAUGGAUCUGAACAUGCCAGCGCUCACCAUGAUGAAUACCAUGUUCCUAAUCCGUUCAUACAGCAGAUGACUGGACUGUUCCAGCAAAUUGUUCAAAAUGUGAUCCCGGCUAAUAACGGAGAUGCACGGGAGUCCAUUACGAUCGAGAAGCUAAAGAAGAAUGGCGCCUCCAUUUUCUUUGGAAAAAGGGGGGAUACUCCGGAAAUUGCCGAAUUUUGGCUUGAGCAAACUGCUCGAGUCUUAGAAGACUUACAAGUGCCGAUAACCGAUCGCCCACGACAUGCUAUUAGUUUGCUGCAACAUGGAGCCUACGAUUGGUGGAAAUCAGUACUUCUCAGACCAGAUCUACCGAGACCCGCGACGUGGGACUACUUCCAGGAACGCUUCAUAGAUCAAUUUGUCCCGGCCUGGUACCAAGAAGAACGAAAACGACAGUUUAUGGAUCUGACACAAGGAUCCAUGACGGUGGCAGAGUAUGCAUAUGAAUUCCUUCGCCUGAGCAAGUAUGCUCCUGAUAUGUUAAGAAUGGAAGCUGACAAGUGCCGGAAAUUUGAGUAUGGGCUUAAUGAGGAAAUCGCUGGGCAGGUGGUCACCUUACGCCACGUUAGUUUCACGUUGCUUGUGGGGGCCGCUCAAAGUUUUGAAGGGUUGCGCAGAAGAAAGACCACCAGAGGGACAUUUUCUUACUCAGCACUGACAAUGAACUCGACGGGGAAGAGACAUGAAAGUGGAAAGGGAAAAUCUCAGAGUCGAUAUAAUGAAUCAUCUCGUGCCAAGUCCACGUCUGGUAGCAAAAAACCUCGACCACCGGUUUCUCAGGUCAAAAGUGUCCCGCUAUGCUCGUUUUGUGGCAAACACCAUAUCGGUGAAUGUAGAAGAGCCUCCGGAGCUUGUUUUCGUUGUGGUCAAAAGGGGCACAUGCUCCGAGAAUGCCCUUUGCUUGUCACAGGUGAUGCCUCUUCAGCUCCAGUCCGCCCUACUCAGCCCCCACAGAUGAGCCAACAAACUCGUAUCCAAGGCAAUGCUGGGAGCAACUCUGAUACGGUAAACAGGCCUACACAGGGUCGUCCCCAGGCUCGGACUUAUGCCAUGCAGGCUAGAGAAGAGCAACCAGAGAAUGAUGUCAUUAUUGGUUGAAGUACAUUCAGCUAAGAUAAGGAUGCUGGGAUGGAAGGAGGCAUAGGAUUCAUGUGCAUAUCAUGUGUGUAUUGUUUAUAAAUAAACAAAUAAGAAGCAAGUUUGACUUUAAACUUAUCUGAUCAUUUUCGUUGUGUAAACGCUUCCGCAUAUUUUAAAUAUUUUGUGUUGUAUAAUAUUAAGUGAUUUAUGGCGAAUUGAUAUUUCAGGUAUCGAAAAAUAAGUUGACGUUUGAAUAACGAUGAUUUAUUUAAAUAAUAAAUUAAAUUUGUUUUAAAUAAUUAAAAGUCUUUUGGUUAAAUCCGUUUUGACUCCUGCCUCGUGACACACCGCUCGGGACGGCGGGGCCGGUUCGGGUAGGGUGUUACAGUGACCGUACAGAACAACGGAUCACUGGGCUCAAAAAUCGAAAUAACGCUUGAGCACCGCCCUUCUAAAUGAUUAGGAGAAUUAGCUAUAAAGCUAUUUUGAGGAAAAGCAAAUACUUUUGUACUUGAGAAUUAUUCUUUGGAAUACUUAUAAGAAAUCUUGAGGAAAUCAUUGGGAUUAUUACUACUCUUUUGAAGAAAACCAUUUUUGUAUAUAUUAUUUUUCUUAUGUUACAGAUGAUGUGGUGUAUGAAGAUUGAUGUCUUGAGAGCGCUACUAGAAGACUUUUAGAGAAGCUAGUCUCAUUACAAUAAUCUUUGUUCGUUUACGCUAUUUUAAAUGUUGAACUAUAAAUCUUCACUUUGGUUACAAUUAUGGUGGAUAGCCUUAACAUCCAGUCCGAUGAGGGCUGGGUGUGGCGGUGACACGCCCUUUUCCUUGUCGUUGUUUAAUUCCGCUGCAAACAUCUGAAAGUUUAAAUAAAUAAAUCAACUUUACUAUUUCUUUAUGUAUUAUUUUGGGAGGGAAAUUUGGGGGUGUUACAUUACUAUUCACGCAAAAGAGUUAAUAAAAAUUCACAACUUCGUAUACCCAUUAACCAUUCCAUAAGGUUCAAUACAUUAUUCACUUAAAAGUAAAUACAUUUGGGGACGGUGUUACAGUUAACAACUAUAGGAAGAUGGCGAUUGGGGAGGCAGAUAACGAACUUGAUUUUGAUACAGAGGAAGCCGCUGUUGAGGAAGUGACCGAAGAUCAAAUUGGCUUCCCGGUGGUUGGGACGGUGAUUUCUGAUCGGAGGGUUAAUUUUCACGCGCUUCAGGAUGCGAUGACUUCAGCUUGACGUCCUGGUAGGGGCGUAGGGGGUAUCAAUCAAGGAAAUCGAUGAAAAAAGGUACUCCCUCCGUCCCGCAAAAUAGUUCCUGGUUUCCUUUUUGGGCCGUCCCAAAAAAUAGUUCUUAUUUCCCUUUUUAGAAAGUUUUUUGUGGCUAUCAUUCAUUUACCUUUUUCUUACUCAACCACAACCACGCAUUUCCACUUUAUUCUCACUUUCUUAAACUCCGAUCCAAGUCAAUGCGGGAACAAUUUUAUGGGACGGAGGGAGUAUCUAUUUACUUUUAAUCAUGUUUUAGAUAUGAACCGUGUGCUGGAAGAUGGAGCUUGGGUGUUUGAGAGAGAUUUAGUGUUGUUGAAAGCAGUUCAACCAGAUGAUAUUCCUGAAAAACUAAUUUUAUUUGAGGCAGACUUUUGGGUUCAAGUGCAUAAUGUUCCUCAAAAAUUUAGAAAUCUGAUUUCUGCUAAGCACAAUGGGAAUUUUAUUGGCUCUUUUAUAAAGUUUGAUGAGAACAGUUAUGGAGAUAAAAAGAAAUCUUUCUUGAGAAUCAAAAUCUGUAUGGAUGUUAGGAAGCCCCUGAAAAAGGGCACUUCUCUGAAGAAGGAAGGAAAGGGACAUUGGGUUGAUUUUAAGUAUGAGAAACUACCCAAUUUCUGUUUCAUAUUGGGGUAGUUGGGCAUUCGGAUAAGUUUUGCUCGUUACGAUAUGAGGAAGGAAUUAUUAUUGAAAAAUCUUUUGGAGUUGAGCUUAGGGCAGGAGGAGUAAAGACUAGCCUUGCAUGCCCUAAUAAGUGGUUCGUAGAAGACCCUGUCAGCUUCAGGGGAGCCGGACAGCAAAGGAAGACUGAGCUCGAGGAGGAGCAAUCGGCUGAGACAGGGGUUAGUGCUUCAAAACAAGGCGCGGAUGAUAUGGAAGGGGAACUAGGAGAGACAAAACACAGGAGAAUAUGGGAGGACAAGCUUAAAGAGGAUACAGGGAACGAAGACAUGACACUUGAUAGGCCAAAAAAUGGGGAGGUGGCGGGUCAGACCUCCUAGACCCGUCGAUUUGCAGUGGAUGGUUUUGUUUAAGAUUUCGAGGGCUGGAGUUUAUUUUAUUUUCCUUAGGUUUUAUUUACACGAGUUAUCUGUUUUGUUAUGUUUUUAUUCUUUUGUUUACUGUGAAACUCUUGCACUAGGUUUGGAGGUCGAAAGGUCUGCGGUAGGCGUCGUUAGUUUUAAUUUGCCCAAAUUCGGUCUAACGAGUUAUAUUGCUUUGUUUAAGGUGAUUAACUCAGAGUCUCGUCUAUGGGCGGAUGGCUACAUGCGGUCCUUUCACAUUCUUGUACUCCUGUUGUUUGCUAUCUUAAUGAUAUAAGCGCCUUACGAUAAAUAAAAAAAUAAAAGUUAU
Cuscuta epithymum is the source of this 3987-nucleotide messenger RNA. The record is from the annotation of a GenBank genome assembly. NCBI's taxonomy places the organism in Eukaryota, Viridiplantae, Streptophyta, Magnoliopsida, Solanales, Convolvulaceae.